CAGAAGUUUGUGAAACUGCUGAGCCGCGUCUCUAUAUUUUGAUCGUACAGGACGGCGACAAGUCCUUUUUUACAUUAUUGUAUUAGUUUUGAACGUUAAACUUUUUAGUUUUACUAAUUGCUUGUGUAAUUCAAUCAACAGUUAUGGCAGAUAUAACAAUAGUGGAUGGAGGAAGGAUAGUGAAAAUGGAGGUGGAUUACAGCAAUAACUGCGAUACAAAAAUACCAGAAUGUAAAAAGUUAGCUAAAGAAGGGAAAUUGCAUGAUGCUCUAGAUCAACUUUUAGCUUUAGAAAAACUUACCAGAACUGCCUCAGACAUGGUAUCAACAUCUAGGGUUCUCAUAGCAAUUGUAGAGAUAUGUUUUGAAGCAAAGAAUUGGGCUGCCCUGAAUGAACAUAUUGUUCUUUUGUCGAAAAGGAGAUCACAAUUGAAGCAAGCUGUUACAAAAAUGGUACAAGAAUGCUGUAAUUACAUUGACAAAACUCCAGAUAGAGAAACUAUGAUUAAGCUCAUAGAAACCUUACGAUCUGUUACCGAAGGCAAGAUCUACGUUGAAGUUGAAAGAGCAAGAUUAACUCAUAAGUUAGCAAAAUUGAAAGAGGAGGAUGGUGAUGUAUCUGGUGCAGCUACAGUAAUGCUGGAAUUACAGGUGGAAACCUACGGUAGCAUGACAAGAAAAGAGAAAGCUUCUUUAAUACUGGAACAGAUCCGUCUUUGUUUGAUAAAGAACGAUUUUGUGCGCACCCAAAUUAUAGCUAAGAAAAUAAAUAUCAAAUUUUUCGAGGACGAAAACGAUGAGGAGACACAAGCACUAAAAUUGAAAUACUAUGAAUUGAUGAUGGAAUUGGCCCGUCACGAGGGUUGGUAUUUAGAACUUUGCCGUCAUAACAGAGCAAUUUUGGAAACUCCUACUAUCAAGGCUGAUGCGGAGAGAAGGCAUAUCGCUCUGUCUCGAGCUGUUUUGUAUCUCAUCCUUGCUCCACACGAACCUGAACAAGCUGAUCUUACGCACAGAUUGUUGGCUGAUAAACUUCUUGAAGAGAUUCCGAUUUACAGAGAGCUUUUACGGCUGUUUGUUAAUCCUGAGCUGAUAAAAUGGUCUGGUCUAUGCGAGAUUUACGAGAAGAACUUACGCUCGACCGAAGUAUUUUCCUCGAAUACAGAAGAAGGACGUAAGCGCUGGGGUGAACUGAGGAAUCGAGUAGUCGAACAUAACAUCAGAAUAAUGGCCAAAUACUAUACACGAAUUACCCUUACCCGCAUGGCCGAGCUUCUGGACUUACCAUUGGAUGAAACUGAGCAAUGUCUCUGUCGGCUUGUUGAGACUGGAGUAAUUAGUGCUCGUACCGAUCGACCUGCCGGUGUCGUACGUUUCACAAGAACACAAGAACCAGCUGCUUUACUCGACGAGUGGGCAAGUUCAUUGUCGAAGCUCAUGAGCCUCGUCAACAAUACUACUCACUUGAUCCACCAAGAAGAAAUGCUUGCCAGCGCCAAAGCGUGAAUGGCUAAAUCCUACUACUAUUAUUCUUACACAACUAUUCUGCCGUGGGACUGUUUUCCUUUUCCUUUUUUUUCACCGAUACACCAACACAACACACAACGCUCGCGCUUUACUUUUUCCUUCUUGUGUCAUUAUUUGAUUAACGUGCAGAAUUUAAAG
Molecule: messenger RNA, 1664 nt
Organism: Phymastichus coffea
Lineage: Eukaryota; Metazoa; Arthropoda; Insecta; Hymenoptera; Eulophidae
Gene: Rpn5
Product: 26S proteasome non-ATPase regulatory subunit 12
Exons: 7
Coding region: 144-1505 (453 amino acids)
Cellular component (GO): proteasome regulatory particle, lid subcomplex; cytoplasm; nuclear proteasome complex
Source: RefSeq, a predicted model, not a curated record